Molecule: messenger RNA, 1250 nt
Organism: Austrofundulus limnaeus
Lineage: Eukaryota; Metazoa; Chordata; Actinopteri; Cyprinodontiformes; Rivulidae
Product: integrin beta-3
Biological process (GO): cell migration; cell-matrix adhesion; integrin-mediated signaling pathway
Cellular component (GO): integrin complex; focal adhesion; synapse
Molecular function (GO): fibronectin binding; integrin binding; fibrinogen binding
Source: RefSeq, a predicted model, not a curated record
UGGAGGGUCGGCUUUUAGACUCUACUUGGAGUUGUUUGAAUUACGUUUUGUUUCCUGUGAUUUACUUUUUUUUGUGUGUCGUUCUCCUCCUCAGUGACAGGAGAGCCCUCACCAGGAUGGCUGCUCUCCCCAAGCAGCGGAUCUUAUUACGGGUGAUGUGCGGCUUGUUCCUCGCCGGGAUAACAGCAACAAAGGGCUCAAACCUGUGCACCUCCAGGGGAGCCAGCACAUGUAAGCAGUGUCUGGCCGUGCACCCCAGCUGUGCGUGGUGCUUCCAGGAGGACUUUGGUCAUGGAGUUUCCGGCGUGUCUCGCUGUGAUCUGAAGAAAAACCUCCUGGCAGCGGGGUGUUCUGCAUCAGCUCURGAGUCACCGUCCAGCAAACUGCAGGUGCUGGAGGACCGUCCUCUCAGCAACAAGGCAGCGGGCGCAACCCAAGAUGUUACUCAGAUAAAACCCCAAAGACUACAGAUCACCCUCAGGCCAGAUGACUCCAAGCGCUUCACGGUGAAGGUGCGUCAGGUGGAAGACUACCCCGUUGAUCUUUACUACCUCAUGGACCUCUCGUACUCCAUGAACGAUGACCUGUUUCGCUUGAGGACGCUCGGCAAGGGCCUGGCUGAAGCCAUGAGCCGCACAACCAGCAACCUGCGGAUGGGCUUUGGGGCGUUUGUGGACAAGCCGCUGUCGCCGUACAUGUACAUCUCACCUGAGGAGGCGGUGAAAAACCCCUGCUACAGUAUAAAUACCACCUGUCUGCCUCAGUUCGGCUACAAACAYGUUCUGUCUUUGACGGAGGAGGUGGCUCGCUUCACGGAGGAGGUGAAGAAGCAGAUGGUGUCCAGGAACCGCGACGCUCCGGAGGGCGGCUUCGAUGCCAUCAUUCAGGCCGCCGUGUGCAAGGAACGGAUCGGCUGGCGUCCCGGUGCCUCCCACCUCCUGAUUUUCACYUCAGACGCCAAAACCCACGUGGCUCUGGACGGUCGUCUGGCUGGAAUCGUGCAGCCAAAUGACGGGAAGUGUCAUCUGAACUCUGAGAAUAUUUACAGCAUGUCUACCACCAUGGAUUACCCGUCUCUUGCGUUGAUCACGGAGAAGAUGUCGGAGAACAACAUCAACCUCAUCUUUGCCGUCACCAACCCCGUGGUUCCACUCUACCAGAACUACAGCGAGCUGAUUCCUGGCACCACAGUGGGCACGUUGUCCAAUGAUUCUGGAAACGUUAUUCAACUCAUUCUGAAAGCCUACGCU